GUUUCCGGGAAAAUCACUAGGAGCUGGGCAAAAAAAGAAAACGAGAGACAAUCAUCGUUCCGAAUUAGGAUCCAGCAAACCAUUUUUGUUAUGAUAUCUGUCAGCCAUGGCGACUCUCCGCUACACUGAUCUGAUCUAUGAUUCGAAGCUUCUCUGAGGAUUUCUCACCGAUCAUGCUCAAAUCGGUUCGCCAAAUUGAGGAAAUAGCUUGUUUGCGGCGACUAUAAUGUGAAGGAUCGAUAUGACAGGUAACGUAGAUUCCGGUAAAAUCACGACAGAGAAAGGCCCUAGGAAGCUCGUUUUCACCAAAUUGGAGUUAUCUCCCGUCUUCCUUGAGUCGCCUGUUAAAGAACUUCCUCCUUUUCCUCCGAUUUAUCGAGAGCAUUCAGAAACAAAGGAUACGACAGAUCAGGAAGGCAUUACUUCGAGGAAGCACAAAGGAUGUCGAUGCAAGCAGUCCAAAUGUUUAAAGUUGUACUGUGACUGUUUUGCAUCAGGAGUGUUAUGUACCAACUGUGAUUGUGCUGAUUGUCAUAACAACUCUGACAACUGUGAUGCCAGAGAUGCAGCUGUGGUGAAUGUACUAGGUCGCAACCCAAAUGCCUUCAAUGAAAAACUUUUCAGCAGCACAAAUUACAAGCAGUGUAAGGCUGCACCUGAUACUAGACCUGGACUGCUUUCGAGAGGCUGUAAAUGCAAAAGAACCAAGUGCUUGAAGAAGUACUGUGAAUGCUUUCAGGCUAAUGUUUUGUGCUCAGACAACUGUAAAUGCAUCAACUGCAAGAAUGUCUGGGGACUAAACAGUAGGAAGCUUGACGAAGGAUUUGAUAAUCCAGAGAAGAAGAUUGUCUGUGAGAACAUUGUCAAUGAUCUAGAAAUCAUUUCUCCUAGCGAAGACAGUGUCGGCUUUAACAGCCACAAUACUGCUGGUUGUAUGAAUUAUGCUCCUGGAUUUUCUGCUCACAACUCCCCACAGGUAUACCGGAGAAGAAGACACCGAGAGCUACCUGAGUGGAAUUCUUGUCCAGCUCCAUUAUUUUCGAUAACUGACAAUUCCAUUCAAAAUGCUCUGGGUUCCCCUAUGUCUAGCUCUCCUCAGCUUCCUUACAGGUGUGUUGUUCCAGACUUGGGAGAUAUAUGCUCACUUCUCUUAGCAGCAUCUGAAGCUGCUACAGCCAAUGCAGACCAGAACAGAAUAUGUAUAAAGCCUGAUGAUAAGGUAGACAACGUGUACACUGAGGUAGUGAGUGAGUCUGAAAGCGGUAAUGUGGAAGAAGAAAUACAAUCCUUUCGAAGAUUGAUCGAACUGAUAGAUGCUCAAUAUAAUGGAGAAGAGGAUUCCCAAUGUAAGACCAAGAGAAGUGUCCAUGAAACAGAUUUAUACAUGAAGCAGGAAAUGGCAGUUCUUGAAACUUUCAGAGACUGUCUCCAAGUGUUCAUCAAAUCGAGACUGGAUUCAUAAGAGGUAAUAAUUCCCUCUCAUUUUG
This is a messenger RNA of Arabidopsis arenosa, 1487 nucleotides long. Lineage: Eukaryota; Viridiplantae; Streptophyta; Magnoliopsida; Brassicales; Brassicaceae. The record is from the annotation of a GenBank genome assembly.